AUGUCGACGUUGAAAAACUACUUCGGCCUGGAGGGGACGGCGGAGGCCGUGGACAGCGGGAAAACGACCAUGAGAGCGCUUCCGGCGUCGUGGUAUACUUCAUUGGAGAUGUUCGAGCUUGAGAAACGUGCUAUUUUUUCCAAGAAGUGGCUCCUUACCACGCACAAAAUCCGCCUCCCCAACGCGGGUGACUGGGUGCGCUACGAUAUUGCCGGAUUCCCUUUCAUCCUGGUCAAGGACCGCCAGGGCAACAUCAAUGCAUUUCAUAACGUCUGCCGCCACCGUGCGUUCCCAGUCGUGACUGAGGAAAAGGGAACGAGUCGCAUCUUCUCCUGCAAGUAUCACGGAUGGUCUUAUGGGCUCAAUGGGAAGCUCGCCAAGGCUCCGGGAUACCAGGACCUCCGAGGCUUUGACAAGAGCAAGAACGGUCUCCUACCCAUCCAUGUCCACGUUGACGACAGCGGGUUCAUUUGGGUCAACAUGGAUGGUGCUGAGCAACCUGAGGUAGCUUGGGAAGAUGAGUUUGGUGGAAUUGAUCACCUGGAGCGCCAUGCAAGUGUCGAUUGGGAGCAGUACGACUUUGACCAUACCUGGGAAAUGGAAGGCGAAUACAACUGGAAGAUCCUCGCCGACAACUAUAAUGAAUACUGCCCCACAGCACAGCCGGAUAUUCCCUCCAUUGCCGACCUUAAGGGGUAUGCUGUUGAGACCAGAGAAGGGGGCGAUAUUCAGUUCGCAGAAUCUAUCCCGGAGCACAUCACCAAGGGGCUGAAGACUGCGAGCACCUACUACUUCCCGAAUGUGUCCAUGACCAUGACGCCACAUUUGUUCUUCAUACAACGAGCUGUCCCUACCUCGCCGACGAAGUGCACUAUGCGUUACGAGGUGUACCGGAACAAGACCUCCAGCGACGAGGACUUUGAGCUGAUUAACCAGAUGUACAAACGCAUCAUGACCGAGGAGAAGUCUCUCUGCGAUCAGACACAGGAAACCCUCAACAACGGCGUUUCCAUCGAUGGGGAACUGCAUCCAGAGAUGGAGAAAGGAUCACUCUACUUCCAGACAAGUGUUCGCGACCUUGUCCAGCAACACUAUGAACGGGAGCAAGCAGCUGGACACGACAUCUGGCCGGCUCGUCAAGCACUUCCUCAGACCGCCACAACCAGCAAGGACGAUAUGGACUUUUGCUCCAAGCUGGAUGCAUCAAGCCAGGGAGGUCGCGACUGCACGAGUACGGCCGGCCAGGAUGGCGGGUGUUCGGGGAUGAGUUGCCAGCUCAACGAAGCCCUGGCUUAUUAA
Aspergillus terreus NIH2624 is the source of this 1299-nucleotide messenger RNA. Its product is annotated as aromatic ring-hydroxylating oxygenase subunit alpha. Gene Ontology annotation, molecular function: 2 iron, 2 sulfur cluster binding; iron ion binding. The coding region runs from base 1 to 1299 and encodes 432 amino acids. The record is from RefSeq and is a predicted model, not a curated record. The transcript is spliced from 2 exons. Lineage: Eukaryota; Fungi; Ascomycota; Eurotiomycetes; Eurotiales; Aspergillaceae.